Harpegnathos saltator (Jerdon's jumping ant) is the source of this 2059-nucleotide messenger RNA. RefSeq lists its product as uncharacterized. NCBI's taxonomy places the organism in Eukaryota, Metazoa, Arthropoda, Insecta, Hymenoptera, Formicidae. The record is from RefSeq and is a predicted model, not a curated record. The transcript has 5 exons. The coding region runs from base 686 to 1837 and encodes 383 amino acids.
UAUCGCCACAGGUUGAAAUGCAAAUGUUACAAUUUACGUUCUCGGACAGCAUAAAUGCUGUCUGGGUUGCCCUCAUCAAAUAAAGACUUUAUUCUCUUUCCGCUUGACGACUAUUAUUAUUUACGAGAUAUGAAACGAUGGAAAGAGAUUAAUAUCUUAUGAAUACUCAACAAAAUUAUGAACUCACGUCAUCUUGCUAGAUGAAGAAUAACAAGGACGCAGUUACGCGUUUCAACGACCGUUACCGGAAAGCAUAUUAAAUCGCAACCAAGAUGGCGUACACCGCGCGCACAGGGACUUGUCAAAAUGAUUGGACGAGGAGCGCGCCACUCUCGCAGACAUGCGCAUUAUUAUCGAUGGGAUUCUGCAAUGGCAAACCUGUUUUAUUGGCGGCUUCUUUUGACAGCAUUUGAUUUAACUAGAACUGAAAUAUAAGUGUAUGUAAUACAAACGAAACGUGCUCGUGUAACAUCCUAAUUUUAAUCUUAACAAGAUUCCACCGACAAACGGGGACGUCUGAUUGAAUACGAUACGACUUGAAUACGCGCCACAUGCGUAUGCACAUAAGAGUGCAAAUCGCUUUUGUCAUCGUCAUUGUUCCGAUAGUUCAGUUUUCGUUGCUUGAUGUUGGUUGUUAUUUUAAUUUUUCGUUCAAUGCGUUCUAUCGCAAGGAAAUGCAUUUAACAUGGUUACAGAAGGCGAUUGUUCUUGCACCGACAGCACAGAACCAUCCAAUGUAACGUCUUUGCGUUCGGAUGAUGUUACGUCAGCCAGGAACCCUGAUGCGAAUCUUUGCAGAAAAGCGACAGACAAAGGAAAUGACGUCGUCGAGGAAUCGAAAGAUAAGCACAAACAUUCUCCUAAUGCGUCGCCAGGCACGAAUUAUCAUGCGACUGAGGUGGCAAAAUCGCUUCCAACGAAAUCGGAUCGUCAAUCGCAGCAGAACAGUUCGAAGAAUCCGCACCCGACGACUACUACUUUACAAUUCCCACCGAGUUUUCCGUGCCUCUGUCACACUCACAAAAUCAACGGCUAUGUUUUGCCGGUGAAACUCCAGGAAGAACAACCGCAAUCGAGACCGUUCUGGAGCCGUUUCAAGUGGAAACAGCCAAAGAAUGUGUAUUGCGGCAAGGAGAAUAAAAUGUACGAGAUAAAGCUGAAACAAACUCAAUGUUCUCACUACGCCAAAGUGCGAGCGAGCAGCGCGUGUAAACAGCAACCCGAUCCGACCCGUGAAUUUCAGUCUUUUGUCUGUUGCGACAUAUCAGACGGGAUACCGAGUAAGAACGACAAGUCCUACGAUCUUCUCGACAAAUCGAAACUGCCCAAGCAUCAAAUGAAAACGAGACCCAAGAAGGAAGAAGCCGUGGAAAAGAUCGAGAUUUACUACUUCGACCAUGGGAACUCCGCAUAUUAUCAAACAACCGAUUGUCAUCCUGUGUUAACUACGGACAAGUGCGCCGAAAAGACAGACCAAGCGGCGACUCGCUUCUGGGCGGAGAUCUUCGGCACAAUUCACAUCGGCACCGCAUUCAUCAUGGCUUUCAUCCUGCAGCUUCUUCGAUUCCUGCUCUACAGUGUGAUCCGGCCCCUGACAGUGGGCAUAUUGCAGCUGAUAGCGGAUUACUUCGUGAAACCUCUACUGUCCAUCGUGUUCAACGCUCUCAUACAGCCGAUACUGAUAUUAUUUUACAACAUCGCUAUGUCGCUGAGGGAUCUUUGCCAACCGAUAGCCGAAGCACUCGGUCUCUUUCUCAGGGAGAUAGCGAAUCUUUGCGCCGCGAUCAGACUCGUGGAAGUGAAGCACGUUCAUACACCGACCGUUGCUAGCACUUGAACUUGUAGGUAGCAGUGGAUAGUGAUGUACUACAAAAUAUCUCGAGAGUUGUUACAAAUAUCUAACGAGAGGUAAGUAAAUAAUCAUUUGGAGUGAUUAUUUCAUUUUGACUCGAAUAUCGCUGAAAGUCAGAUUAAGAGCUUAAGACUUGCAAUAAAGUGUCAUUAACGGACAGAAAAGGUGAUUCGUCUCCGAGGAAGACCGCGACUCUCUACGCUGCGU